AUGGGUAAUCAACAAUCGAACAUUGGCGGAGGCCCCGGUGGGGACGGAAGAGACGAGAAGGACAAGAAGAAGGACAAGCCUAGAUACGAGCCCCCUCCUCCCCCGACCACUCGCAUCGGACGUAAGAAGAGAAAGGCCGCGGGCCCGAGUACCGCAGCCAAACUUCCCGAUAUCUACCCAACGUCGCGAUGUAAACUACGUUACCUACGGAUGCAACGGGUUCAUGACCACUUAUUGCUCGAGGAAGAAUACGUGGAAAACAUGGAACGUAUGCGCAAAGCCAAGGCGCAAGCAACGCAGGGUCCCGUCAGCCAGGGCGACUUGGAUAUUAUGGAUCGGAAUGCCGAUGAGAGAAGCCGGGUCGAUGACAUGAGAGGGAGUCCGAUGGGUGUCGGUAACCUGGAAGAAUUGAUUGACGAUGACCACGCGAUUGUAUCGAGCGCAACAGGGCCCGAGUACUACGUGUCUAUUAUGUCUUUCGUCGACAAGGAUCUCCUGGAGCCCGGUGCGAGUAUUCUGUUGCAUCACAAGACCGUCUCGGUGGUCGGUGUGUUGACCGAGGAAUCCGAUCCUCUUGUCUCAGUGAUGAAGCUCGAUAAGGCGCCGACUGAGUCCUACGCAGACAUUGGUGGUCUUGAGUCACAGGUACAAGAGGUACGAGAGUCGGUCGAGCUUCCAUUGCUUCACCCCGAGUUGUACGAAGAGAUGGGUAUCAAGCCUCCGAAGGGUGUCAUUCUCUACGGUGCUCCGGGUACCGGUAAGACAUUGCUGGCCAAGGCAGUGGCCAACCAAACCAGUGCUACUUUCCUUCGUAUUGUCGGCAGUGAACUUAUCCAGAAGUACCUGGGUGAUGGUCCUCGUCUUGUUCGCCAGAUUUUCUCGGUCGCUGCUGAGCAUUCGCCUUCGAUUGUGUUCAUUGACGAAAUUGAUGCGAUUGGUACCAAGCGUUACGACUCCAGCUCUGGCGGAGAGCGUGAAAUCCAGCGUACUAUGCUUGAGCUUCUCAACCAGCUCGAUGGUUUCGAUGACCGCGGAGACGUCAAGGUCGUUAUGGCAACAAACAAGAUCGAAACCUUGGAUCCUGCAUUGAUUCGGCCAGGUCGUAUUGACCGGAAGAUUCUCUUCGAGAACCCCGAUCAAAACACCAAGAAGAAGAUCUUCACCCUGCACACUUCGAAGAUGUCCCUCGGUGACGACGUCGACCUCGAUGAGUUCAUCAACCAGAAGGACGAUCUCUCCGGUGCCGAUAUCCGCGCCAUUUGCACGGAAGCUGGUCUGAUGGCGCUGAGAGAACGCCGGAUGAGGGUGCAAAUGGACGACUUCCGUGCAGCCAAGGAACGGAUUAUGAAGACGAAGCAGGAUGGCGGUCCUAUCGAAGGGUUAUACCUGUAG
Aspergillus chevalieri is the source of this 1392-nucleotide messenger RNA. RefSeq names its product proteasome regulatory particle base subunit RPT2 (gene RPT2). Gene Ontology annotation, cellular component: proteasome regulatory particle, base subcomplex. Bases 1 to 1392 code for a protein of 463 amino acids. NCBI's taxonomy places the organism in Eukaryota, Fungi, Ascomycota, Eurotiomycetes, Eurotiales, Aspergillaceae. Gene Ontology annotation, molecular function: ATP binding; proteasome-activating activity; ATP hydrolysis activity. Gene Ontology annotation, biological process: proteasome-mediated ubiquitin-dependent protein catabolic process. The record is from RefSeq and is a predicted model, not a curated record. The transcript has 4 exons.